Messenger RNA from Dissoconium aciculare CBS 342.82, 1569 nucleotides. RefSeq lists its product as uncharacterized. The transcript has 2 exons. The coding region runs from base 53 to 1333 and encodes 426 amino acids. The record is from RefSeq and is a predicted model, not a curated record. Lineage: Eukaryota; Fungi; Ascomycota; Dothideomycetes; Mycosphaerellales; Dissoconiaceae.
CUCAUCUGGCCUACGGCGUGUAAUAUAUUGUUCUCUCCACAUACACGGCAAAAUGGCCUUACACCAGGAAGAACUGAUCAACUUGACCGCUACUGAAGCACUUGCUAUUAGUGAAGAUGAGGUUGUCCGCCUCCUCGAACGCAAUGUUAGUCCACACGGCGGAUUCGUCCUCUCGGGCAUCUCGGGCAUAGAAUCAAUGUCGAAGGAAUCUCGCGAUGCUUUAGCCAAAAAAUUCAGAUCUGCAGCUACCAGAAUCCCCUUCGCUUCGAUGUAUUCUAUGGAUUCCGCAAAAUUGCACAGCCGGCUGGUCCAGAUAGCAGAUGCACAAGUCAACAAUCACUCAACAUAUCAGUGUAAACAAGUUCUACUGGAUUCGCCGGAGACUACCCCCCCGCCAGAACUGCCAUAUACACGGUCUGAGGAAGAAUGCCGUCGAACGCUAUACAGGCGCGGUGGUCGGCCCAUGCGGUCGCUACACCGGAGAUCCUGCCUUGUUCCCUUCGCAGAAGCGUCGUCGAUGUCAAUGCAAUUGAAUCGCUGGACGGAUUUCCGCCAAGCACAAUGGGACCAUCGCGGCAGCCGCGAGGAGUCUAUUGCGGUAUUCCGAGAACGUGAGAAAGAGAAGUGGGAGCAGCAUGGAUAUUUGGAGAUGACACGCGACGCAAGUUUCGAGCACAACAUAUUGAAGGAAUGGCGUCCGGCCUCCACACGCCACCGCUGCCUUUCCAGGUGGUCUGAGGAGGUACAGCGCAGCUCUGAAAUGUGGGAUUUGGGCCGAGAGGUGGAGCUGCAAGAAGACCCUCGACAACAAAGCUCUUCCGCAGAUUGGCGUGAAUAUUUGGCUUAUGAGCAGGACCAUCUAGAAAAGCUCUGCAACGAUGUCGCGGGCUCCGCCCAGCGCCUGCAAGUUCAGAUGAAGCUACUACAAGAUCAACUUCACUCGCGUACAACACAGUCAUCACAGAACGAUUCUGUACGGCUCAUCUACGAAACGGCCGAAGAGCUCAUUCGGCGGGCCACGCAAAAUAUGUCAGCGCAGCAAGAUUGGAGUCGUCAACUAUGCCUUGUGGAAUGCAUUGUGCAAGAGGCACGCCAAGACCUUAUACCACCUCGGGUAGAAUACUCAUCUGCGCACUCGCAUCCUACUGCCCGCACAGAUAAUACAUUAGCUCCAACAAAGCUACCCCGAAAGCGCCGCCGCGACGACCAUGUUGGAGCUCAAUCAUGCGCACCCCCUGGCAAGAAGACUCGUGUACGCGCACAGCCUUCGAGCCUUGGCCUACGCCGUAGCUGCCGAUUAAAGGAGAAGAGGAACGUGAGCUCAAAACAGUAGCUGAUUGAUCCGUGUGUAAAAUUUACGACAGAGCGACGGGCAUUACAGCGAAAGUAUACUUGGCCUCUAAUCAUGCAUUAUAUUCAAUGUACAUUGUUUUGGCGCGAGUGCCGUGCGAUUCCGUGCGUCCUCGAGUACCAUGUUCUUUGAGGCGAUAAGUGCAAUUGGUGGUGAGCGACAACUUAUCUAAUUAGAUACAAAAGAGAAAAGCCGCUUCAUAUAUCCCAGGUUUGAGU